This is a messenger RNA of Clarias gariepinus (North African catfish), 2630 nucleotides long. RefSeq names its product solute carrier family 9 member 2 (gene slc9a2). Lineage: Eukaryota; Metazoa; Chordata; Actinopteri; Siluriformes; Clariidae. The transcript is spliced from 12 exons. Gene Ontology annotation, molecular function: sodium:proton antiporter activity. Gene Ontology annotation, cellular component: membrane. Bases 216 to 2630 code for a protein of 804 amino acids. The record is from RefSeq and is a predicted model, not a curated record. Gene Ontology annotation, biological process: sodium ion transport; regulation of pH; proton transmembrane transport.
CCAGGAACGCUAAAGGCAUGGAAUUUUACUUUUUACAGAAGGACUAUUGGGAAAUCUUGACAGGCGUGUGAAAUAUAAAUAUAGUUUCUAAAUUUAGAUUUUUUUUUUGUUGAUUAUUUUUUUUUUUAACCCAGGAUUUUACACAGCAAUAGACAGUAAAAGAAGAACACAAAAACUUAUUUAUUUAUUUUCUUUUUCUUCCAAAGUGGACAAAAAUGUUCUUUAACUCGAAACCCAUUUUAAUCUUUUUAAUAUCAUGGUCAGCACUGGUGUUGCUGUCCGCUGCUGUGGUCCAUUUACCAACAACAAGCAACUCUCCAUCUCAACGGACACCACAGAAACCAGCUCACGACGCGCCCCAGUCGUUUCCUGAACCAGAAACGAGUUUUCCUAUGUUUGUUGUGAAUUACUCUCGUGUUCAGAUUCCGUUCGAGAUAACAUUAUGGGUGCUACUUGCUUCAUUUGCGAAAAUAGGCUUCCAUGUGUAUCAUAAAAUUACAGUAUGGAUACCAGAGACCUGCUUGCUCAUUGCUAUUGGGCUGGUAGUGGGAGGCAUUAUGCACGCUGUACACGAGGAGCCCCCAGCUGUCCUCACCUCCAGUGUUUUCUUCAUCUACAUGUUGCCACCCAUUGUCCUGGACUCGGCCUACUUCAUGCCCAUUCGGGCCUUUUUUGAGAAUAUGGGCACAGUGAUGUGGUUUUCUAUUCUGGGCACCUUGUGGAACUCCAUUGGCAUUGGCAUCUCUCUUUUUGGUAUUUGCCAAAUCCAAGCUCUUGGUGUUCAGGAUAUCAACCUGCAAGAAAACCUGCUGUUUGCCUCCAUUAUUGCCUCUGUGGAUCCAGUGGCAGUGCUCACUGUAUUUGAGGAUGUCAACAUCCAUGAGCAGCUUUACAUUGUGGCAUUUGGCGAGUCCUUAUUUAAUGAUGCUGUCACUGUGGUGCUUUAUAAUCUCUUUAAUCAUGUGGCGAUCUUGCCAGUGGUGGAUGUAUCAGAUGUGUUUCUGGCUGUGGCACGCUUUUUUGUGGUGGGCUUUGGAGGAAUGUUUUUUGGCUUCCUGUUUGGCUUUGUGGCAGCUUUCACUACACGCUUUACAUGGAAGGUGAGAGAGAUUGAGCCUCUCUUUAUUUUCAUGUAUAGCUACUUGGCCUACCUGCUGGCUGAGCUGCUUUCCCUCUCCAGCAUCAUGGCCAUUGUGACUUGUGCCUUAACCAUGAAGUAUUAUGUGGAAGAGAAUGUGUCCCAGCGCUCAUGCACUACUAUAAGGCACACCAUCAAAAUGCUUGGCACUGUGACAGAGACACUUAUCUUCUUUUUCCUGGGUGUUAUUACAAUAACAACAGACCAUGAGUGGAACUGGGGUUACAUCCUCUUUACUCUGUUGUUUGCCCAACUGUGGAGGUCUCUAGGUAUCCUGGUACUGACACAGAUAAUUAACCCUUUUCGCACUAUCCCCUUCAACUUCAAAGACCAGUUUGGCCUGGCCUAUGGUGGUCUAAGAGGGGCUGUAACAUUUGCAUUAGUUUUCACCCUUCCAGAGACUAUUCUUCGUAAAAAACUUUUUGUCACCACCUGUAUCGUUGUCAUCAUGUUCACAGUCUUCAUCCAGGGUAUUAGUAUAAGGCCAAUUAUUGAAAUGAUGAAUGUUCGAAAAACAAACCGGGAUCUCUGCACCAUCAAUGUUGAGAUUCACAAAAGGCUGAUGGAGCAUACCACUGCAGGGAUAGAAGAUCUCUGUGGACAGUGGAGCCACCACUCAUUAAAAGACAGAUUCAUGAGGUUCAAUAACCGAUUCCUUCGUAAGAUUUUGAUCCGUGAUAACCGGGCUGAGUCGAGCAUUGUGGCGCUUUAUAAAAAACUGGAGCUUCAACAUGCUAUGGAGAUCUUGGACACAGUAUCUGGUGACAUGGACACAGUACAAAUCAUAUCACCGGAUGAGAAGAACAAGUUUGAUAAACCCAAUAAGACAUUGCUAACAACAGAUCUAACAGCCAUGCAUGAUAUUCUGUCAAAGAACAUGUAUAAGAUCAGAGAACGGACAAUGUCCUAUACCAAUAAACAUGCCCUACCUAACGACACCAGAGACAGAGAGAUCCUAAUGAGGCGACACACGAGCAUCCGACGCAGUCUUAGACAUGGAAGACUCCAAAGCAUGGAUGAUGUCGCUGUGCCAAAAUAUUUUUCUCUUCCUACGGGUCAGAGUUUAAACUCCCGAUUUGCUGGAAAAAGACUAAAUACCAAUGGUGAUCCUGACAUUGUGAUAGACCCUAGCUACCCAUUAGCUAGACCCAGAUCUAGGAAACCUUCACAGACUCCCUCCAUGCCAAUGAUACCCCUGAGGAGGCUGGAGCCCUUUAAGGAGACCAUGGAAGAUGAGGUAAAUAACGAGCAGAAGGGGUGUGGCCCAUCAAGCGCAAGCUCCAGCUCUACGUUGUCCAGGGUCUCAGCUUCACAUUGGCAGAGCCACCGUGGGACCAAAGACUAUGAGCCUGAGGGAGAAGAGCAGCAGACUGUAUCUCCUCCUACAGUAUGGAGUCCAGAACCUCCUGAGAGAGGCACCGGUGAGGCACGAAACCCUCUUCUACGGAGAUCUCAGUGGAAGCCACAGGAUCAACGAGGCCAGCAGAAGUGA